UAAGAAAGCCUGUGUGUGUGUGUGUGUGUGUUUGCGAGGCGGGGAGUUGCGUGCGAAGAGCUCGACAUGUCAUUCAGAGGAAUCUGCCACCUGAAACGCGAGGAAGUGAAGGCGACUCCAUUGUGGUUAUAAAGCAUCAGGCAACAUCUGCAUGGACGCAGUGCAAAGCCCAUGAAGCUCUCUCAAAACACCUCCACCAUCCAUUUGAAUUUCCUGUGGAUUUAUCACUUUGGAGGAGUGGGUGCACACCCGGCAAGACUCAUCUCUUUUUUUUUUUUCUUUCACUUCAUGUGACCACACUGCAACAUUAUACUGGACUUAACUGGCAUCCACGCAGUAACCGGCGCACCUGUUACCUGCACGGAGCGCAAGACCAUGAUCCCCCCUGGAGACUGCAUGUACGCGGGCAGAAAGCGGAGGAAGCCCAUCCAAAAGCAGAAGCCGUCCUCUGCUAAUGAGAAAACAAACCCGUCCAAGCGGCACCGGGACAGGCUGAACGCAGAGCUGGACCGACUGGCCAGCCUGUUGCCGUUCCCCCCGGAUGUCAUCUCCAAACUGGACAAAUUGUCCGUGCUGCGUCUCGCUGUCUCCUACCUCCGCGUCAAGAGUUUCUUCCAAGUGAACCAAGAGAAGACGCCAAGGAAGCACAUCAUCAAUGCUACAUCCUCCAACCCUGAACCCAGGAAAGAGAGCAUUCCCAUGGGCACGGCCGUCAACGAAAGUGGCCUCCUCUUGGAGUCUCUGACAGGAUUCGCCUUGGUGGUGAGCAGUGAUGGGAUGGUGUUUUAUGCCUCGUCAACCAUUGUGGACUAUCUGGGAUUCCAUCAGACGGAUGUGAUGCACCAGAACGUGUUUGACUACAUCCACAUAGACGACCGCCAGGAGUUCAGAAGCCAACUGCACUGGGCCAUGUGUCCCCAACAGCACCAGGGGGCAUCAGCGCAUCAGGACACCCAGCUCACUGCAGGCACUGGUGACGACUUUGCGGUGAGCAGCCUGUUCCACUCUCCAGAAGUGGGGGGUAUUCCUGCCGAGCUCUCCUGCUUUCUAAACAGAUGCUUCAUAGCCAGGGUUCGCUGUCUCUUGGACAGCACAUCUGGAUUCUUGACAAUGCAGUUUCAGGGUCGGCUGAAGUUCCUUCACGGACAGAAGAAGAAGUCAGCCUCCGGAGCUCCGCUUCCUCCGCAGCUGGCUCUCUUCUGCAUAGCUGUACCCCUUCUACUGCCCUCCAUUACCGAGAUGAAAAUGAAGAACAUGCUAAUGCGGGGAAAGAACAAAAGCGGAGGAGGCAUUAUCUCUACACUGGAGCAUGGAGAACGAGGCGAACACCUCCGCAGGCAUUCCUUUAGCGGGGGAAUGGGCGAUGUAGCUGACCCUCUCCUCCUCUCCUGUCCAACCCCCGGGGGCACCCAUAGGGGCCACCACACUCCCUGGACCCCACUCACCAAAGACAACCUCAAGUUCCGCACUGAUGGCUACUACAACCAAGAGGAGCCUCUCAACUUCUGCAAGUCGUCCAUGUCUUCCCAUAAGGGCCUCAGUCCAGGAUUGGGGAGCGGUUGGCCUCUGCGGCCAACCUCCGGGGCCCUGAGAGGGGGCCAGGGUGUCGGCUACGUGCCUACUAAUCGCUUAAACAAGGCCGGCCAAUAUGGGAAGCCGUACCGUCUUUCUCCCAGCUGCCACAGCAGCAGAAACGGUGAGGUGUUUGUGUCCAAGCUCUACGGGAAUCUCCAGAUUCCAGCGGACCCAGACCCCUACUGCGUGGAUUUAGUGAAAAGCGAGAACGGUUACGGCGAAUGCUACGACGGCCACCUGAUGUCCGAGAUGCCACCCAUUAAAGUAGAGCACGACUCAGACUCCGAGAACGGCUGCGAUCCUUACGGGCGCCCCUGGGGAAACCGGGAUCCGGAUGUUAUGGACCGUCGCUACGGUAACGGGAUAUACGACCAGAGCUCCGGCCUCCAACUGAAAUCCGAGGCAGAUUAUUACGAUUUGCAGUACUCGCCCUGCCAGCGUGGCAAGGCGAGCAUCAGCCCACCGUACAACAGCGGGAACUUUCAGAACUAUGCAGUAAACAACAGCGGACGUUUGCUGAAAUGCGACAAAGACUUGGGCAACAACGACAACGGCCAAUUUAGCCCUCAGAGACUCUCUCACACCCAAUGCAGUAAUCAAACAGUCAACCUCAUCGACUCGCACGUCUACCAACAGGAGCCUCAAAAGGCCUACUUGCACCAGGACUUCAACAAGCAUUAUGACUUCAAAGGUCACGGGCUCAUCCAUUCCAUCAAGCGAGAGCCCAUGGACUCCCCGCCGUGGUCCGAGGGCGGCCACGACAUGAGUAAAGCCAUGACGGCCGGUCCGAGGAACGUUAUGCCGUGUGCGAGCACGGGGCCCCACAAAUCAAGUCCUUUCAUUUAUAUGCCCUAAAAAUGUGUUGUGCCCCCCCUCGCCCCCGUCCCCGUCAUUAACCACACAAAAACACACAAUGUAGAAUAGUACUAUCGUUUUCCCCUGCACAUUUACCAGCAUGGAAAUGCAGGAAGUCAACAUUCUUCACUUUGACGAAGAUGUGACAAAACAUGCUCAGGUUCUCGUGUUAGUGUUUUGACAAUCAAAAACUCAUAUUUUGGAUUGGUGAAUUUUGUCUUUUCUGGUUGGUUCCAAGCACUUUUGGAUUAGUGGAAUCAUGUGUAGACGCAACCGCUUAUUUCAUGUGUUGUGUAUUCAUGUGUUUGGACAUUUUUUGCUCUCACGUCGUAACACCAAUGUCAAAUUUCUACGCAGGAGACGACUCACCUCUGACACGGGGGUUUUCUUCAAGGGAGGUUAAGUUAGAACAUGUUUGAAGAUCUAUCGGACAUCGGUGGGGGUUUUACAUGUUUCAGCACUUAUCGCCCACACUGAAAAAUGAAAACACAACGCAUCAACACCUGCUGGAUAUCAGGUAGAAUAACAUACAGUGGAUCCUCUAAGGUUCAACACCAUCACUAUUACUACAAACGCUAAUUCUCAUUGGAAAUACAGCGCUAGCUAGUGACAGCAGUGAGGGCAAAUGUAAUCGUAAUGUAAAUGUAAAGUCAACAUCCCUCGAAUUGCUCGACUCAAAUCGACAGAAGCAGCUGUUAACAUAACCGAAAACAGCUUUGAUCAUGACGAGCAGGGGUGUCCAAACUUUUUCCAUCAUGGAAAAACCGCAUACUGAAAAAAAUAAAUAAAACAUUUUCACACAUGCAGAUGUGUGCAUGGGCAACUAUACAAAAAUACCCUUUAGAAAUGUAGUAUUCCACAGUGGUCAUUAAGUGUCACUAGUGUUACUGUAAUGUACGGUGAGACACACAAGCACCAGACUGAAGAGUUGGAACAACAGAAAACAGAAACGAUAAUAAUUUAGUCAUUCAUUCAUGGGUGGAAUUGAACUUGGGUCUCCUAGCUGUGAGGCCUGCGCGCUAACCACUCGGACCCCGUGCAGCCGGAAUGAGCCUAUAUUAUGUCUUAUUUUCUCUUAUUAAGACCAUUACAUUUGGCUAAUAUGAAUGUAAAGGUGACUAUAGGGGUGUUAUUUCAUGUAAAGAGGGCACUAAUAAUGUUAAGAACAAUUUUUAGAUGGUUUUCUAGGCUCUAAAUUCAUUAAUUUUCUACCGCUUAUCCUCACGACGGUCUCGGGGGUGCUGGAGCCUAUCCCAGCUGUCUUCGGGCGAGAGGCGGGGUACACCCUGGACUGGUCACCAGCCAAUCACAGAGCACAUAUAGACAAACAACCAUUCACACUCACAUUCAUACCUAUGGACAAUUUGGAGUCGCCAAUUAACCUAGCAUGUUUUUGGAAUGUGGGAGGAAACCGGAGUACCCGGAGAAAACCAACGGGGAGAACAUGCAAACUCCACACAGAGAGAUGGCCGAUAGUGGAAUUGAACUCGGGUCACCUAGCUGUGAGGUCUGCAUGCUAACCACUAGACCACCGUGCAGCCUGAUAAUAAUUUUAAAAAAAAUCCUAAUAAAAACACGGGCAACUUUAGCGGCCAAAGCUGAAAUUGAACUCUAAACCCCUGAAGUAACUUCUUGGAGUAACCUUUUGCAGGUUCCCUAGGAAACAUUUAUCGUAACACAUAAUCAUUUAAAUGGCUUAUUUACUCCGAUUUGUUCGACUACAUUGGGUAUUAGGAGUGUACAGGUGACUACAGGGGUGCUGUUACAUAUCUUGAGGGCUUUAAAUAAUGACAUAAAAUGGAAUUACAAGGCCGUAAAAAAAAAAAAAAGAAGGCCGUAAAACAGGUUUUACGAAUAUAUUCAAUUUAUAAAUAAGGAAUCCUACCCAAUCUUACAGUUGAGUGUGGAGCCAAUUAACCGUGAUAAACGAGGGAUUAGUUAAAUUAUAUUUCCAUUCUUCCUAUGGAAAAAAAUAAGUCAGAUCUCAAGCAGCAUUACGCCUUUAGAGGUUCCACUGAACAAAAGCAAAAGUCAUACCAGCAUUUUUCAUUAUGCGUCCCUCAUUGGACAACAUUUGGAUACCCCUGAUAAUGAAAACACUGCACAGAGUUCCAUGAGCACAUUAUAAGUCGAAGGUUUUUUGUUUUGUUUUUUUAGUUUAAUCUGAAGGAGAAGACGUUUUUGACGUUUUUAGUCUUCGGUCAAAGCGCACAAUAAGAUCUUCAACGUUGUCUUUUAAUGUGACAGCUUAUGUUGUACAGUUUGUAUUAGUGUUCAUUAUAAGAUCAGCAAAACUGUCUCGCUGCAAAAAAAAAAAAAAAGAAGAAAAAAAAAAGACACUUUUGGUUUUGUUAACAAUGUUGUUCGGUCAACCUAACGUCAGACGUGGUCUUCACAAUCAGUGUUUUUUUGCACAUGGCAAGGAAAAGCACCAAAUGAAUUCAAUGUCGGAGCCUCAGUUCUGUAACGCUACAGAAUUGCACUACUGAGAGUCGUUCAGUUGAAGUUCAGUUGUUUUACUUUAGUCGACACGCACAAGCGUACGUUGUGUCACUGUUAUGAAUUCGUCCUUUGCUUUACGUGUGUUCUCAUUUCAAUACACGUUUUGAUGACUCGUAUUUAUUGUAAGGCAAAAAUGUAUAAUUUAAAACCUGCAGUUUGAAGGCUUUUCUCUUUGUCUGAGGUAAAAAAAAAAAAUCUGUGUGGCUUUUUCUUGCUACCGUUUUGUAAAACAAAAAGGAAACUGUCCAACUUGUGUCAUUGAGGAGGUAGUGAACACAGUGUACAUAUGCAGUGUCUUCCAAUGUUUCUACGUGUUUUUGCAAAUGAGACUUCUAUCUAUUAAA
This is a messenger RNA of Doryrhamphus excisus (bluestripe pipefish), 5276 nucleotides long. It is a transcript of the gene ahrra, whose product is annotated as aryl-hydrocarbon receptor repressor a. Gene Ontology annotation, molecular function: nuclear receptor activity; protein dimerization activity; transcription cis-regulatory region binding. The record is from RefSeq and is a predicted model, not a curated record. Lineage: Eukaryota; Metazoa; Chordata; Actinopteri; Syngnathiformes; Syngnathidae. Gene Ontology annotation, cellular component: nucleus; aryl hydrocarbon receptor complex. Gene Ontology annotation, biological process: regulation of transcription by RNA polymerase II; response to xenobiotic stimulus; xenobiotic metabolic process.